Messenger RNA from Pseudomyrmex gracilis, 2412 nucleotides. Its product is annotated as spermine oxidase. Bases 26 to 1606 code for a protein of 526 amino acids. Gene Ontology annotation, molecular function: polyamine oxidase activity. The transcript has 3 exons. NCBI's taxonomy places the organism in Eukaryota, Metazoa, Arthropoda, Insecta, Hymenoptera, Formicidae. The record is from RefSeq and is a predicted model, not a curated record.
ACAGUCGCGUCAUAUAUGUAUAAACAUGGCGGAAUCCACGAAUAAUUCGGAGGAUGACCGACUCUCGUGUAAAAUCUUAAUUAUCGGCGCCGGUAUGGCGGGAUUGUCAGCGGCAACUCAUCUACUGAAGAAUAACGAGACUGAUAUUCUUAUUGUCGAAGCUCGUGAACGUAUAGGCGGACGGAUUGUUGCUGCACAAGUCGGUACCGAAAGAGUUGAACUAGGAGCAAAUUGGAUCCAUGGUGUGUUAGGUAAUCCCAUGUUUGAAUUGGCAAUGGCACAUGGAUUAAUAGACAUUGUGCAUGUUCCAAAAUCUCAUAAAGUGGUAGCAGCACUGGAAGACGGAAAGCAAUUGCCAUUUCCUGUUUUGCGAGAAAUUUAUGAGGCUUAUGUGUGCUUUCUAAGACGAUGCGAAGAAUAUUUCUUGAGCACAUAUAGUCCUCCUGAUGGUAUAAGCAGUGUAGGAGCGCACAUUGCAUUGGAAGCAGAGAUAUAUCUGUCUUCUUUACCUCCCGAACAACGAAGAGUUAGGCAACUUAUCUUUGAUUGUCUACUCAAAAGAGAGACUUGCGUCACAGGCUGUGACAGUAUGGAUGAGGUAGAUCUCAUGGAAAUGGGUUCGUACGACGAGCUUCAGGGUGGGAAUAUUAGUCUUCCAAACGGGUACAGUGCUAUAUUGGAACCUGUUUCAAAACACAUACCAAAAAAUUGUAUUCUUACCAAACAUGUAGUAACAAAGAUUAGAUGGCAAAAACAAAAGCAUCCCAUAGAUGAUAACAAUUCUACUGACAAUGCUAAUUCGAAAUCGGAUAGCCUUAUAGAAGUGCAAUGUGAAAAUGGAAAAACUAUUACUACCGAGCAUGUAAUAUGUACGUUACCGUUGGGCGUUUUAAAAAGGACAGCUCAGGACUUGUUCGAACCGUCGUUACCUGCUUACAAACUCGAUGCGAUAAAUAGACUGAUGUUCGGUACCGUGGAUAAAAUAUUUCUCGAAUACGAGCGGCCUUUUCUCAAUCCCGGUGUGUCGGAAGUGAUGCUACUCUGGGACGACGACCGAUUAUCCGAGACGGAGAAGCGGGAUAUAAGUAAAACCUGGUUCAGAAAGAUAUACUCAUUUAUCAAGAUUUCGGAAACACUGUUACUCGGUUGGAUAUCCGGUCGCGCAGCUGAAUAUAUGGAGCAACUGAGCACCACCGAGGUGGCGGAAGUGUGCACAACUAUUCUGCGACGAUUUCUCAACGAUCCCUUCGUGCCGACCCCAAAGAACUGCUUGCGCACAAGUUGGCACUCGCAGCCAUACACGCGAGGCUCUUACACCGCGAUAGCCGUCGGAGCGAGUCAGUUGGACAUCAAGAGCUUAGCCGAACCGUUGGUCCAGGAAAUAACGAACGACAAGAUGGAUGAGACGAUUAAAGUUCAAGUGGCGUUCGCUGGCGAACACACUCAUUCCUCUUUUUACAGCACAGUGCACGGAGCGUAUCUGAGCGGUCGAACGGCGGCUGAGUUGCUUUUGGGCGUUAAACAAAGCGAGAAGCACGCGUUGAGUCUUAGUUGUGAGGAUACUAGCGAUCUUAGCUCGUGGAUACAAGGCAUUUCCUUAAAUUAAUAUACGCCUUUUUUUCCGAAAGAAAGUCGCGCGAACGACUUUCAAAGUUCACGGACGUUCAUAGAUGUAUUUAGAAGCUACAUACGCGUUUAAGUUCGAGCCGAUCACUUUCUUUUUGUAAAUAUCUCAUAGUAUCGAAUAUAUAUCUGGUUGUCUCUCGACACACACGUCAUGUACAUAUAACGAUGCUUUUUAAAAUUUUAAGACUUCGCGAUUGUGCGCGCGCGCGCGUGUAGGUAAUAUACUAAAUUUGACCGAAGUCGAGAACAAGCCUAACUCAGUAUUUUUUUCUUAACUGUAUGACGUUUUUUAGUAGUGAGAUUUAUAUAAGAUCGACAAGCAUAUUUUCCAUCUUCUUAAUCUUAUCGUGCACAUUUGUUUGUAUAUAAAUUACUUUGCUUGCUUGACUUCUUUAUUGUCAGCUGAUUCACAUCGUACGUGUAUCGUUAAGUAAAGAAAGUUCCAUCGCGAGAUACAUGGAAUUUAUUGAAUUAAUCUAGUCAUAUUUGAAAUAUAAAAAACUUAAAACACAAAUUUGAUAAAUAACAAGAAAUUUCUUGUGACCAAACUCGCACUAAGCAGUUCAGUUUUGUAUUUUACGUUUUGACACAAACAUGUGCCAUAGAAAAAUCAGACGUUAACCCUUAAAAUACUAGAUAAAACAAUUUGUUUAUCUUUUAAAAUGUGUAUCCAAGCUAAUCUCAAAUGUGUAAUUUACACAGUUUGUGAAAACGAAAAUAAUAUCACAUUAAGUAAAUAUCGCAUGUUUUAAGAAAAUAUAAAUGUGUAGAAUAUGUAAUUUAUUA